AUGAAUGAAUUAAUUAAAUCAUUUGAAGAAUUAAAAAAUAGUAAAAAUGAAGAUGAAUUAUUAGAUUGUUGUUAUAAUAUUAAAAAAACAUUAACAAAUAAUAUUAAUAGUUAUAAAUUAUUAGUAACUAAAGAGAUAGAACCUUAUUUAAAGAUUGCUUUAAGUGGUAGUAGCGAAGUACAUACCGAGGUUGCAUUAGUUACAAUUAAAAUGUUAAAUAUGGCAAUAAAGAAGAAUCCAGAGAUUACAAUGCAACAUUUCAAUGAGACUGGUAUUUUACAAUUAGUUUUCACUCAAAUCACCUCUGACUCUAUCAGUAUCUCACAAGCAGUAAUAGAUUUAUUCACAACAAUAAUAUCAAAUAAAAAAUACAAUAAACCUAUCCUAUUGAAUAAUGAUGAGAAAAGCGAUUGGUUUAAUGAAACAUUUAAAAAAUUAGUAUUACAAUAUUCAUUAGCAAAUUCAAAUAAGGUUAUAUUUUUUAGAAUUCUUGUAAUUGGUUCACUAUUAUUGAAUUUAAAUUUGAAUUUGGAAGAGUCGAAUACAAAUAAUAGUUUAGGUGUUGGUGUACCACAAAUUGAAACACUCAAACCAAAUCAUUCAAUUGGUAACAGUUCAAUAGAUCCAUCAAUUAUUAAUUCAAAUACAAAAUCAAUCUCAAAAGAAGAGGAGGAAUAUAAUGAACAAGUUUUUAAAAAAUAUAGAGAACCAUUCAUAAGUAUACUAGUAUCAGCUUUCAAUGAUUCUACAGGUAAAGAUCAAAUCACUCAAAUGAAUAUAUUAGAAAUCAUUCAAGAAUCGUGUAAAUACACUGUUGCAUUACAAUCAAUUAUUAAUUCUGGUAUGAUAAAUUCAUUAUAUGAAAUUUUUAAGAAAACAACAACGACCACCACCAAUGAUGAUGGUAGUGGUAGUAGUGAUAUUUUAUCAGAAUCACCAAUUUUAAAUAAAAUUAUAUCAUUUUUAGCAAAUGUAUCACAAUUAUCAAAUGAAAAGACAGAGAUGUUAUUCUUUAUUAAUGGUGAAUAUGGUAAAAAGUUUAUAGAGAUAUUUAAAUAUCAUUUGAAUCAUUCAGAGAAUGAAUUAUCUAGAAAGUUGAAAAUGACAAUUUUAGCAUCAAUUGGUAUCAUUGGUAAGAAUUCUAAAGGAUUGGAUUUAAUAAUUAGGGAUGAAUCAUUUGUUAGAUCAUAUACUGAAUUCUUUUUAUCAAAUGAUCAAGAGACAAUCGUGACAAGUUAUAAUUCAUUCUCAAUAAUGUUGAAACCAAAUGACAAGAUUUAUUUAGUGUCUGAUAAACUUUAUCAAAUUUAUCGAUCCCUACCAGAUGGUUUACUAAUGUCAAAGAUGACAAAGAAUUAUAACUCACCAAUUGAGGAUAUAAAAAUGGCAAGCUUUUCAUUAAUUCAAGCAUUAUGUGUUCAUUCAUGGGGUGCUUCUGAAGUCAUUAAAAUGGCUGGUUUCUUUGAAUACUUGAUGAAUAGACAAAAUGAAUCUACAAAAUUGGCAAAGGAAUGGAAAUUUUGUAUCAUUCAAACACUUGUAAAUCAACAUAAAGAUUUAUUCACUUCAAGUUCUGAAUGGAGAGAUAGAUAUCAUCAAAUGGAAUCUUAUUUAAAGAAAGGAAUUCAUUUCAUUCCAUAUGAAUCAAUUACGAAAAUAGAAAAUGAAUUCCAGGGUUAA
This is a messenger RNA of Dictyostelium discoideum AX4, 1680 nucleotides long. RefSeq lists its product as hypothetical. The coding region runs from base 1 to 1680 and encodes 559 amino acids. The record is from RefSeq and is a predicted model, not a curated record. Gene Ontology annotation, biological process: proteasome assembly. NCBI's taxonomy places the organism in Eukaryota, Evosea, Eumycetozoa, Dictyosteliales, Dictyosteliaceae. The transcript has a single exon.